AUGUGCUUUUACAACCAGAAAAGAUUUGUGUGUGGGGACUUCAGUUGGACGAGCUUUGCCCACCAGUGCAACUAUGAAUAUCGAACCGGCGAGACGUGCGGCAUGAAACUCGUGAAUAAGACCGAGAACGUGAAGACACUAUGCCGCAUCUGUGAGAAGAUUGAAAUCAAAUAUCGUCGGCGAAGCGCCGAAUGUGAACGGGUGCAGCGAUGGAGACGCGACGGAGGUACACUGGUGGCCUCUAUCGAGAAGUCGCAAGACAUGAUACGGUUGCUGGACCAAGAAAUCAUGAAACUUCAGAAAGACCGGGAAGACAAAAGCAGAGCGCUGUGA
Molecule: messenger RNA, 333 nt
Organism: Aspergillus ruber CBS 135680
Lineage: Eukaryota; Fungi; Ascomycota; Eurotiomycetes; Eurotiales; Aspergillaceae
Exons: 1
Coding region: 1-333 (110 amino acids)
Source: RefSeq, a predicted model, not a curated record